Messenger RNA from Polistes dominula (European paper wasp), 3915 nucleotides. Its product is annotated as cilia- and flagella-associated protein 61. The record is from RefSeq and is a predicted model, not a curated record. Lineage: Eukaryota; Metazoa; Arthropoda; Insecta; Hymenoptera; Vespidae.
UUCAAGAAAAUGAUACAAUGUUCAUACAUUGUCUCGUAUGGGACAACCAUUAUACCGACAUAUUUUUUGAAUAUCUUCUUAUAGCUUUAUUCGAUAUGGAUGUUCAUUGUUUUCACAUUAUUCUUUUACUCCCACCUAAGAUAAAACCAGGUAAAUUUUCCAUAAGAUACAUAGAAUUUAUACUUAGGUUAGUCAUGUUUACUACUGAUAUCGAUUCUUCAUUUCAAGAUCUUUUAUUUAUCCUUUUAUUAUGUGUAUUCUUCUUCCUCAUUCUUUAUCGAUAUGUUCUUUUUUUUUUUUUAUUUCUUUAGAAAAUUCUUUCAUACGUCACAUGACUAGAAUAGUUCCAAUCAAUUUCAAGGAUACUUUUAUGGUGCAAACAUUAUACUUGAUUACACGACACAGUGUUAUUCCAAGAUUACAGAUUCGUCGUGCUGUGGAGGAAGAUAACGACGACAUAAUACCGAUAAUAGAUGCAGAUUCAUCCUAUGUAAAAGAAUUGUAUGGGGAGUAUUACAUAAGUGAAAUGAUUCGUUAUCCUGACGGUCAUCGUCAAUUAAUCGUUUCGGAAGAUGACAAUGGUUUGACUACUGGUGUUAUUUGCCUUAACUCUAUCAUCGAUGUAGAUCUUUUGAAUGACAAUUUUGAAUUAACUGUUUAUGGUGGAUUAAGAAAAUCACAUGAAAAUGAUGACAAUAAUGAUAUAUUAUUGCAAAAAAGUACAAGUGAAAUUUUGUCUGAAACAUUUUCUGCAAACGUACAGGAUUUAUUAUCGGUUAAUUUGAAACUCGAACACAAAUCAAAUGAAAUGGUCAAUGAUAAAAUUGAGGUUAGAACAAAUUUAGAAAAUGAUGAAAAAUCUCAAACGAAUGAUAUGGAAAUUAAAGAAAUUUAUAAACGAAAGGUGUCAUUACCCAAAGAAAAAAAACACGUUCGUAUCAGUGAAUCUUGGAACAGUGAUGAACAAAAUACAAACAAAGACAAAAAUUUGACAAUUACCAAUGGAAUUCGAUCAUCGUUGCGUAAAAAUUUGUCAAAAAAUGAAACUUUGGAAGAAUCUAAUGAUCAAAAUUCAAUAAUAAAUAUUCCAAAUUCUGAUAAAAAUGGCGGAUCAUCGAUAAUCGAUCAUUUGAACAUCAACAUGGCGUUUACUGAUACAAUCAGUCAAAUACCCAUUUUGGAUUAUAAUUUGAUCGAAUCAAAAUCAACAAAUGUCGAACAAAAGUUACUCACAGUUCCAAUUUAUUAUGGUAAAAUAAAUGCAUUUGUUGUUGAAAUUUUUGCCGUACGCAAUGACAUUGGCAAUCGUGGUACACGUGAAUUUUUGGAAACUGCAUUCGAGUGUUUUCCUGAUUUAGAUUAUUGCGUAUUACUUUUACCAUCAGCUUACUCGUAUUUUUCAUUUUUGGAACAAUUUGUGCGAGUACCAUUGAGAUGUAACAAAGAUUUUCCAAUGUCAUUGUAUUUGUCACACAAAGCGGUACUUUUUGGAGAAAUAAAAUCAUACAAGGCUGAUUUAUCUCACAAAAUCGAUGUUAAACAAUUUUUAAUAAAUAUUCCAAAGAGUAAUAACAUAAUGAAAGAUUUUAAUCGAUCUGUAAAUCAAAUUAAUAACAAUAACCAUGUUAAUAGUUAUAUUUUCAAGUCAGAUAAUACUAUCAUUGGUUUAGCAAUUGUCUGUAUUGAAAAGGAUCACGAAGAACUGAAAAAACACUUUCACGUAGAAGAUUUUAUCACGAGAAAAUAUAUUAAUAACGAUAGUUAUGGUUGUUUAUUACAUUUCGUACUAAUGCCAAUAUUUUCGACCAAUCAGAGAUAUUUCUUUUGUGAAAUACUACGAUUAAAUGAUUUUACAGUACUUUAUUAUCGUCUUUACGAGGAAGAAGGAAGUUCACUCACUAGAACACAACCAUUGGUUUCUUGUUUGAACACCAUGGUCCCAGUUAAUCAUCGUAAAAGAAUAGAAUACAAAUUUUGUACAUGUUCUUCGACGAAUAAUGAGAUUGAUGAAAUACGUAAAAAUAAUAAUAAUAAUAACAAAGUAUAUUCUCUUUUUAUGAUAACACCAAGAAUUGCAACGAUAACAAAUAAAAUCAUUGAUACGAAGAUAGUCGUUGUGGGUGGUUCAGAUUGUGGCAUUGCAUUAGUCGAAUUUUUAGCAUUAGGGUAUCAACAAAAUUUUGUCCACUUUACAAAUUUAACUUUGAUAUCACCGAAUGGAUUGCCAUACGAAAAGAAACAUAAUGAUCUUAAAUCUGAUUCAAUGUUACCAUUUAAAGGAAAAUAUUGUCAAGAUUAUCGACACCUUAUUACAAGACGUGCUUGGAUUAAUGUAGUUUAUGGAACAUUAAUUGCAAUUAAUAGGAAGGAUAAAUACGUGACUGUAAUGGAUCAAGGAAAUUUAAGUUACGACUUUUUAAUAUUAACUUGCGGUCUUCAAUAUCAAAAGACAUUGUUCAGAGAUAAAAAAAUGGAGACCCAAAAGAUGGAGAAUAUUACAAAAUCGGAAAUAAUUUGGAAUUGUUUGACAAUUAACGAUGAUGUUGAAGCAUACGUUUCAUUGAAAAAAAUUAAAUCAUUGACCAAUAAUUUUCAAGAUAAAAAAGCCAUUGUAUUUUAUGGUCAUAAUAUUGAUUGUUAUUGUGCACUAUAUGGAUUAUUGAAACAUGGAAUUAAAGGUUCAUGGAUUACUUUGAUCGAACCUAAAUUACAAUUAUGCGAUCCUCACGACAAUGUUUUCUUUUAUAAUUGCGAAGUGGAUACAACGAUUAUGAAUUCCAUUUUGAAAAAUGAAAUAAAUCUUCUUUUGGGAUGGUACGUAAUUAAUUGGAAUUUAUCGGAGGAAUGUCAAAAUGAUAAGAAAAAAAUCAUCUCGAUCGAUGUUAGAUCUGGACAAAAAAUCAAAACUAUUCCUUGUGACAUAUUUGUCAAUUUUAAUAACAAAGAAAUUGAUACCAAUUCAUUUUUAGCAAUUUGUCGUGCUGGUUUAGUAUUUGAUGGUAGACUGGUGAUAAAUCAACAAUUUCGUACCAACGACCCAUUUGUAUUCGCAGCUGGUACAAUUACUAAAUACUCGAGAAAAUUUCAAGCUGAAUUAUUCGAACACAAGUAUUACAAUUGCGUAGAAAUUGGCGAAAGGCUAGGUAAAGUUAUUCGAAAUGUGGUAGAAAUUUAUCAAGAACAUAAAGGAAGAUACUAUAAUUUUGACAGAAGUACAUCAAAUUUAUUAUUACCAGAAUUUCGAUCACCUGUCAUUGUAUCCUGUGUAUUACCUGGUGAUUAUCAUUAUCUUUAUGUCAGCAAACCAGGAAAGAAAUUAUCUCGUGAUGUUGCCAUCAAACAAUCACUUUAUGGUGAUGUUAUGAUAACAGGUAAUUGUUUAUCAGAAAUUGGUUAUUUUCGUUUACGCAUAAAUUCUCGAAAUUAUGUUGAAUCGAUCACAUGUUGCAGUAAAAAGAAUUUUGAAGUACAUCACAUGAUUGCUUUGUAUGGGAAACAUGACAGUAUGUUGAACGAAGUUAAAUAUCGUUUCAAAAAUUCUCUUAUAUUGGAUUUUUAUGCAUAUUUUCGAGAACCAUGGGCUAUGGCAUUGUUUUAUGAUAGAUUCGAAUGUUUGAGAGUUGAAAAUCGUGCAACUUUGUUAGCCAAAACGAAUGUUACUGGUGGUGAUUCCUUGAUUGAAGAUUGCGUGGGUGCUUUGUUAAAAUCUGAAGGAAAAGAGAUAUCAGAACAGGAUCGUAAUUUAAUAGAAAAAAAAUAUGUUGGAUCUGUUUAUCAAGAGGAUAUAGAAAAUAGUCUUGUUGAUUUUCUACAAUUUUCUGAAGAAGAUUUACCUGUUUAUUGUACACCACGUUUUGUUAGAUGGUUAUACGCUGAUUUAGAAUCUAGUCCAUUAUUUUUUGAACAAUAAAAUAA